Octopus sinensis (East Asian common octopus) is the source of this 3276-nucleotide messenger RNA. RefSeq names its product CXXC-type zinc finger protein 1-like. The transcript has 15 exons. Gene Ontology annotation, biological process: positive regulation of DNA-templated transcription. Lineage: Eukaryota; Metazoa; Mollusca; Cephalopoda; Octopoda; Octopodidae. Gene Ontology annotation, molecular function: DNA binding; zinc ion binding. Gene Ontology annotation, cellular component: Set1C/COMPASS complex. Bases 427 to 2073 code for a protein of 548 amino acids. The record is from RefSeq and is a predicted model, not a curated record.
AAUUUAUGGACACUAAUGUAUUAUAUAUGUAAAUAAUCCAGCGGCCCGUGGUGCAAAAUAAAAGGUUGUAGACCACUGUUUUAGGCUGUGAUUUAAUAGAUAUUUGGCUGCUGUUUCAAGCAGGUCAGGCAACCGCGUAACGGGACUCCCUCGUCGUUGAUCGUGGGUAGUAAGCAUUAGCAAUGUGCAAAGUGGGACUAAAAGUACUUCCUGUUUGCCUUACCGACGACGCUCUCCCGAAUAUCUACUUCCUGUUUGCCUUACCGACGCCACACUUCUGACUGAAAUAGACAUUAGUUAUUCAUUUCCACUGUCAGUUCUUACUAGCAGAAAGCUUUCUUUCUGGAUUAACAACCGAACGGGGAAAUUGCCCAGCAGUUUCAGUUACCUGAACGGCAAGCUAAGGUAAAUCAAUUGAUCAAAGUAAUGGAUCAGUCAUCAGACGACCCUUCUCAGUUGGAGGAUGAUGAUGACACCCCAGCUGUAUAUUGCAUUUGCAGAACGACUGAUUGUUCGCGUUUCAUGAUUGGCUGUGAUAAGUGCAAUGAAUGGUAUCAUGGAGACUGUAUUAAUGUCACACAGAGUGAAGCCAAAGUGAUCAAACAAUUCUUCUGUGAGGCUUGCAGAGAGAAUGAUAAAACACUGGAGAUACAGUACAAAGCCAAGAAAGUUAUGAGAGACAAGAAGUAUCAAGCAAGCGAUUCUAGUGAUACAGAGAAACAUCAAAAAGAAAUACCACAAAAGAAAGACAAAGACAAAACUAAACAGAAGAAAAAGUCAUCUCGGCGGUGUGGAGAAUGUAUAUCAUGUCAUCGACAAGAAGAUUGCAGCCGUUGUGAUUUCUGCAAGGACAUGAAAAAAUUUGGUGGUCCAAACAAAAUUCGUCAGAAAUGCCGUCUUCGACAGUGCCUCAAUUUUGGUCUCAUUUUAUCAGGUCAGAAAUGGAAACUGCGACCAGAAGAGAAAGAAAGAGAUAACCGUGGUCUUAUCUCUGCCACAGAGUCAGUUGAUAUACAGAUGGAAGGUUUGAGAGGUUUGCCAGAACAAGAAGGUCUGCCAGAGGUCAAGAAAGUUAGAAGGGCAAAGAGAAAAUCCUUGAAGGAAACCAAUAUUACAAGAAAGUCAAGGAAGCAUUCUUUACCUCCUGGUAGGAAAUCGAGAAACAAGAUAGACAAACAUGGAGAUGUUGAGGAUAAGCAGUGUGUGGAGAAAUCUGAAGUAGAAGUGCCUCGUCAAUGUUUUGGUGCUAACUGUAUACAACACGCCCUUCAAAACUCUAAAUACUGUUCUGAAGAUUGUGGUAUGAAGAUGGCUAGAAGCCGGUUAUGUGAACUGUUACCACGUAAAAUUCAACAAUGGCAGAGCAAUCCUUGUGUAGCAGAAGAAUAUAAUAAGAAAUCAUUAGAACGCAUUCGACGCCAACAGCUUGUGUGCCGGCAAUAUUUGAAUGACCUGGAUCUGAAAUUGAGAGAACUUGAAGAACUUAUAGACAGAGCGAAACGUACAACAAUUAUAAAUUAUGACCAAGAAGACGAUGAUGAAGGUGAAUUGAGUAUGUACUGUGUAACAUGUGGCAGUGAAAUCCAGCAGAAGGGUGCCCUGCGGCACAUGGAAAAGUGCUUUGCCAAGUUUGAAGCCCAAACUGUAUUUGGUUCCUACUACAAGACACCUGUUGAUGGUUGCUCUAUGUUUUGUGAUGCCUACAACCAUCAACAGAAAACCUACUGUAAAAGGUUGAAAGUACUCUGUCCUGAACAUACGAGGGAGCCAAAAGUCAGCAAUGAUGAAGUCUGCGGUUGCCCUCUCCUCUCCAACGUCUUUGUAGAAAAUGGAGAUUUCUGCCGAAUGCCAAAACGCAAAUGCAACAAACAUUAUUGUUGGGAAAAACUACGUCGUGCACAGAUAGACAUGGAAAGAGUGCGUCAAUGGAUGAAGUUGGAUGAGCUGAUGGAACAAGAAAGAAACAUUCGCAUUGCCAUGUCGAACCGAGUGGGUGUCCUGGGUUUGUUGCUCCACCAGACUGUUGACCACGACCCCCUGACUCCCAUUAAAGCUCCAAUUUUAGUAGAAUGAAAAUGACCCCUCUUCCAAAAUAUCACCUACUCAUACACAGAUAUUUCAUAUUUCCCCGCAUUUCUCCUUCAUUGAAGACUUCACCACUCAUUCUUUGUGUGUGUGUAUAUAUAUGUAUAUACACACACACACAUACCUUUCUUCUGUCUCUCAUUCUAUGUAUGUGUGUGUGUGUAUAUAUAUGUAUAUAUAUAUAUAUAUAUAUAUAUAUAUAUGUGUGUGUGUGUGUGUGUGUGUGUGUAUGUAUGUAUGUAUGAUUUCAUAAGAAUUCAGAAACUUUGAGAGAAGUGAAAUAAAUUGCUUUUUUUUUUUUUUUAAUGCUGGAACUCGAAGUAGAUAAAGCUAUAAACAAUAGUUUAAAUACUGGAUUGAAAAAACCCCCCCUGCGAUGGAAAAAAUCGAAGGCGCUUUUUAACCUAAUAUUACAAGCUAUUACCUAUAGCUUUAUCUGCUUUGAGUUCCACUUUUGUUCGCACUGUUUACAUAAACAUAUUCAUAUAUGAAAAAUCGUGACUUUCAGUACUGGCUCUGAAUUGUAUGGAAAAUCUGUAGAGAUAAACUUAAAAAUGAAAACAUUGCACUGCUAACACAAAAGGCAUAAUAUUGAUUCAUAAACUUUUAAUGAAAUUUGUUGUAUAUUAUGGUUGUAAAAUGAAAUACUGUAUCCUUGCCAGUAAUUAAUAUACUUACGUGUGUAUAUGUAAGUAUAUAAUUCAUUUGAAGGUAAUGAUUAAUUCUGUUGCUAUGCCGAGUUUUUAAACAUCUCUGUGUUCAUUCAGGUACCUGACUGGACACAAAACAAUGAGAGAAGUAAAAAAAUAUGGAAGCUGCAAAGGAACAAAGCAGUGAAUCAUCUGCUACAAAUCAUCAUCAUCAUCAUCAUUUAACGUCCGUUUUCCAUGCUGGCAUGAAUUGGACGGUUCGACUGGGGUCUGGGAAGCCAGGAGGCGGCACCAGGCCCCAAUCUGAUAUGGCAGUGUUUCUACAGCUGGAUGCCCUUCCUAAUGCCAACCACUUUACAGAGUGUACUGGGUGCUUUUUACGUGCCACUGGCACAAGGAGCCAUAGGAGCAGGUAUCAACCAUGAUCGGAUGGUGCUUUUUUAUGUGCCACCGGCAUGGAAGCCAGUCAAGGUGGCACUGGCAUCGGCCACGUUUGGAUGGUGCUUUUUACAUGCUACUGGUACAGGGCUCACAACUACAA